Punctularia strigosozonata HHB-11173 SS5 is the source of this 1770-nucleotide messenger RNA. RefSeq names its product acetylornithine aminotransferase. Gene Ontology annotation, molecular function: pyridoxal phosphate binding; transaminase activity; identical protein binding. The coding region runs from base 85 to 1614 and encodes 509 amino acids. Gene Ontology annotation, cellular component: mitochondrial matrix. The record is from RefSeq and is a predicted model, not a curated record. The transcript is spliced from 5 exons. Lineage: Eukaryota; Fungi; Basidiomycota; Agaricomycetes; Corticiales; Punctulariaceae.
GCUAUUGCCUGGCUGUUAUCUACAGCUUGCCGCUCUUGGAUAAAAGACUAGGUAGUAUCCGAGUCGCCUCACGCCGUAGACACCAUGUCGCUGCUGAAGCAAGGACCACGCUUGCGAAGGGGAACGACUGUCGCUGCUAGGGCUUUGAAACGUCCUCGCACGCAGUUGCGAUGGACAUCGAACGGGGCAAAGUUCGCAUCGGAGUCCGACCCGCGACCUGUCCCUACUUUGCCCACGUCUCCGUCGACCAAGUACAUACACCCAAACUACACCUUCCCGUCUGCCUUGGAAGCCUCUUCCUCGCAAGAUCCACAGCUAGAGACCGUGUUGAAGCGUGCGGACAAAUAUUUGCUUCCGGUCUACGCCCGACCUUCUCUCGUGCUCGACUUUGGCCAGGGCAUGUACGUAUGGGACACGGAGAAGAGGGCGUACCUGGACUUCAGCGCCGGAAUUGCCGUCAACGCUCUCGGGCACGCGGACAGUGGGUUUAUCAAAGUCCUGGCCGAGACCGCCGAGGAACUCUCGCACUCGUCCAACGUGUUCCACAACAAAUACGCGGGCCAGCUCGCCGAGCUGCUCGUCACGCUCACGCAGCAGGAAGGCGGGCUGGGGUACAAGCCGGGCAGCAGCCCAUCCGACGCCGGCGCGAAAGUAUUCUUCUCCAACUCGGGCACGGAGGCGAACGAGGGCGCGCUGAAGAUCGCGCGCAAGGUGGGCAAGGACCGGUGGGCGGCCGCGGCGCCAGGCAGGAGCGCGGACGACGUCGAGGCGUGCGACAAGAUCGAGAUCGUGUGCUUCGAGAACGCGUUUCACGGGCGCAGCAUGGGCGCGCUGAGCGUCACGCCGAAUCCGAAGUACCAGAAACCGUUCGCGCCGCUGUUGCCCGGCGUUCGCGUCGCACGGCUGAACUCGACGGAGGACCUCGAGAAUGGGUUGUUUAGCGAGCGGACGUGCGCGGUGAUCGUGGAGCCUGUGCAGGGCGAAGGCGGAUGCACCGCCGCCGAGGAGGCGUGGUUACGCGCGCUGAGGAAAAAGUGCGACGAGGUCGGCGCGGUGUUGAUCUAUGAUGAAGUACAGUGCGGACUCUACAGGACAGGCAGCCUCUGGGCGCAUUCCACGUUGCCGGUGGACUGCCAUCCGGACGUGGUGACUAUGGCUAAACCGCUUGCAAAUGGCUAUCCCAUCGGCGCGGUGCUAAUGAAAGACAGCGUAGCGGCUACCAUGACCGCCGGCACCCAUGGUACCACAUUCGGAGGCUCUCCACUGGCGUGCGCGCUUGGGUACCACGUCCUCUCGCGGCUGAGCGAGCGUCCAUUCGUGGCGCACCUGGCUGAGACCUCUGCGUACCUAUUGGGACGCCUGGAGCUUCUCCCGAAGUGGUUCCCGGACAUCUUGCAGCCGCAGAUUCGCGGUCGAGGCCUUAUAUUGGGACUUGCCUUUAAAGACGAGACGGUACCCGCGAAGAUCGUGACCAUGGCUCGGGAGCGGGGCGUGCUGCUCCUCAUUGCCGGGAAAGAUGCUGUCCGGUUGGUGCCUAGUCUGAUCGUGCGAAAGGAAGAUGUGGACGUUGCGGUGGAUGUGAUAGAGGGAUGCCUGGCUUCCUUGGGAAAGUAGACACUCGGGAGUCGUAUAGUACUGCGCGAGCUAUGGUAGAGUACCCAUGAGUAUGAGAGCUGCACUGGCUCCUGAGACGGGUAAAGCCAAUGCUGCGCGGCCGUGAGGAGUGGCCGACGGGGAUGGAAUCAGCCAAUGAUACUGGCGUGAUUUCAC